GACUACAUGCAAAGCACGCGAGCCGUUCGCACGUAUACAGAGAGCCGUGGCGGCGCAGCUUUCUCACUUCUCGACGCUGCUGCUGCCUCAGUGUCUUUUCAGCUACAAUCGCUUGGCUCGCACGCGCAUAUAUGCACUUUCGUGUGUGCUCUAGUCUGUGCCACAGCUGCUGCCACUGCUAGGCCAUUCGAUCGACGAUAGUUGUCGCUCGUCGCCCUGUCCAAGCUCGUCUCGUCGCUUGGCACUUGAUAGUUUUCCCACGCAGUAGCAUUAAAGCAGUCGAAGCAGUGCAAGUUUGACAAAAUGUCGAAGAAAACCGACACCAGCUUCAUUGUUUACAAGAUUUUGACGCCGGAGCACGUGAAGGAGGCGACGCAUCUGCAGAUCGAGUCGUCGUUCCAGGAAUGCCUGACCAUCGGCUUCGGCAUCGCCGACAUACCCGGUGGCACCGACGCCGAGGGCUUCGAGGCGCUUUUGCGCAGCAUCGUCUUGGACGGCUUCAGCAUCGGAGCUUUCGACAGCAAGAGCGGCCAGCUGGUCGGCGUGUGCUUCAACAAGAUGCAUAACAAAGUCGAGAGGGACAAUCCAGCACCACUGGAAGAAAGCGUCGAGGAAAACAUGAAGCAUCCGGCGACUCUCGAUCUCAUGAGUUUUAUUUUCAAGAUCGAGGGGAGUGUAGACCUUUACGAGCUGUACAACGUGUCGCAGGCGCUGGAGAUAUUCUAUAUCGGCGUGGACUCGCGCUAUCGGCGCUACGGCAUCGCGCGGAAUCUGAUUCGCGCGAGCCUCGAGCAGGCGCGCAAAAUAGCCCGCGAGCUGCGCGUCACCGAGCCGGACAUCGCCUACGCCGUGUUCACCUCCAACUACAGCCAGGCCUUGGCCGAGAAAUUCGAGUUCGAGUGGCUGUCGGGCAUACGCUACGACCAGUACAAGUGCUACGACGGCAAGCUCAUGAGCGAUCGCAUCGGCCCGGUCCAUCAGACCGCCCGCCUGGGCGCUCGUCGCCUCUGAUCACGACGAUUAUGAGCAUACGCAGCUACACACACACACGGACACACCUAAUUUUGUUUUGUAUAUAUAAUCCAUAGUUUAGCAUUUAAAUUUUCAUAUAUUCACACAGAGAGGCAGCGAGAGUCGAGUCUGGUAUUUUGUGUAUUCGCAAAUACGGACGCGCGCGAGUAUGACUGAAAAUAAUGGAAAAUCUCUGUAUAAUUUAUAAUAUGCGCAUGUGAGCGAGUACAUACGUGUACGAAAGUGCCGCACAAGCUCGUCCGCGGACAUAAUAGAAACUGUUUAUAAUCGAGAUUAAUAAUUUUCAUUCGAGUGAGCGUGCUUUGUCUAAUUUUAUAUAAUUUCCUUUGCGUAGUCCAAGCGUAUAAUCUUCUCUUUUAACACUUACGGAUAUACUGCAUGCAUCUGCGUUUGUUCAUACUUCUUCUUUUAUUUUUGCGCUGUAAAAUUACGUUUUUAUUCUUCAAAGGAAAAAAGUACGACGCCAGCUAAAAGCAAUCAAGUACUCUAAAUCCCUUUUUACAACUAAAACGCGCGCGGGCGUGUGCCUUUUUUUGCGCAUAGUGUCUUGCGACUACGUUGCGAGCUAAAAUUAUACUCACUAUUCACGUAAGCAUUAAAUUUUUACUGUUUCACUCGUUACGCAAUGUACAAAAAAAAAAGGAAAAAUUUAAACUACGCUUAUUUAAAUAUUUUAGUUUGAAACGCCUCUUACUCGAGAGCUCGCGUAUGCUAAUGACCUGCGACUACAAAAUUGACUUUUCAGCGUAAAUAUCUCGAAUCUACGGCGUACUUCACAGUUGUAGUUCUGGUAAAUGAUAGUCAAGCAAAAUCUAAGAUCUAAUUGAAUGUUCAAAGAACAUGAUGUAUUGUCCUCGUUAUGUGCGUGUAACCGAGCGUGUAAGAACGACAAGAAAAAAAAAAUCUCCGAAACAAUAGUUUUUGUUCAAUUGUGCAAAAACAAAACACGAAUUCAUCGCACAAGCGAUCAGCUAUGUACAAAAAGUAUUUAAAAAAUUAGAAUAAUAAUUACGAGAAUGUAUGUGUCAUCUUAUUGUUUGUUCAUGUAUAUAUAACGAUAUACACACACAUUGUUGCUAAGAAAACGUUAUGUAUAACAUAAUAUAAUAAUAUGUGUUAUAUCCCUGUAUUUUUUGCUAUGUUUCGAAUGCUUAAUAAAUCGCCCUUGAUAAUUGUA
Trichogramma pretiosum is the source of this 2209-nucleotide messenger RNA. RefSeq lists its product as uncharacterized. The transcript has 3 exons. Gene Ontology annotation, molecular function: N-acetyltransferase activity. NCBI's taxonomy places the organism in Eukaryota, Metazoa, Arthropoda, Insecta, Hymenoptera, Trichogrammatidae. The record is from RefSeq and is a predicted model, not a curated record. Bases 304 to 1011 code for a protein of 235 amino acids.